UUUGCGCCGAGGUCUGUCAUCAAGUGUCGCUCUAUAGUAUCGCGUGUGUGCUUAAUUUUUCCAAGUUUUCAAUUUUAAAGUAAACGCUAAAUAAAUCAUUAGUAAAAAUGGCUGUCUGGGAAGGAAAGAAAUACAAGUUAGAAAAGAGUGAAAACUUCGACGAAUACAUGAAGGAAUUGGGUGUCGGUAUGGUUCUACGCAAAAUGGGUAACAGUGUCAGCCCCACCGUUGAACUGAAGAAGGAUGGUGAUAACUACUCUUUCACCACUACCUCAACCUUCAAGACAACGACGGUCAACUUCAAGCUGGGCGAGGAAUUCGAUGAAGAGACACUUGAUGGUCGCAAAGUGAAGAGCGUCUUCACUCUGGAUGGCAACAAAUUGGUGCAAGAACAGAAGGGUGACAAACCAUCGACCAUUAUUCGUGAAUUCACUGACUCCGAGCUAGUGACUACUCUCACCCUCAACGACGUGAAGUCCGUCAGAGUCUACAAGGCUGUAUAAAUGCGCAGUGCGCUACAUGUGAAGUUCAAAACAACAGUAACAAAAAGCUAAAGUAAUUUAAAAUAAAAAAUGCCACUUCUUGCGAUAAACUAAUGAUUGAAAAACUAACUAUCAUACAGCAUACAUUGCUCUUUAUAUAACUACAUAUACAUAUAUAUAUAUAUAUAUUUUGGAUUGUGAAUAUCCCAAUUUUGUUUAUGACUGAUUAUUUGCUGAUUAAUGCAUAAAAUAAUGUAAUUAAAAGUAUGAAGUUGUUAUUAGGUAACAAUUAACUAUUUUUAUGUGAUUAGGCGGCUAAUUAAAGUGAAAUAAUUCUCAAUAUUAUUAACGACGCGCACCAAAAUGUUCACACAUGCUAUGAUAAAUAUUGUUGAAUUGAGGAUUUUCGCUAAUGCAUUUAAAUAUAUUAACAUUUAAUUUAAAAUUUUUAUCAUUGACAAAUAUUUAAGCACAAAACCGGUAUAAGAACAAAUGUGACUUUUUGCAUUCAGUUAAAUAAACAUAAAAUUGAAUAUUCGUGCAUCUUAAUGAAAAUAAAGAAAGUGUAGAAUUUAUAUUAACUUUAAUAAAAUGCACAAUGGCGUUGAAAAUA
Messenger RNA from Anastrepha ludens (Mexican fruit fly), 1095 nucleotides. It is a transcript of the gene fabp, whose product is annotated as probable fatty acid-binding protein. Gene Ontology annotation, molecular function: fatty acid binding. The record is from RefSeq and is a predicted model, not a curated record. Gene Ontology annotation, cellular component: nucleus; cytosol. The coding region runs from base 108 to 503 and encodes 131 amino acids. Lineage: Eukaryota; Metazoa; Arthropoda; Insecta; Diptera; Tephritidae. The transcript has 3 exons. Gene Ontology annotation, biological process: fatty acid transport.